AUGAGCAGUGAAGAUAUAAAGAAGGCAAGAUCUGCCAUCCCAUUUAACAGGGAACAUUUGGAGAGUGUCUUAAGACAAAGAUUCUUCUUUGCACCAGCAUUCGACCUUUAUGGUGGUGUUUCUGGUCUUUACGACUAUGGUCCUCCAGGUUGUGCAUUCCAAGCUAAUGUGGUCGAUUACUGGAGGAAACAUUUCAUUCUAGAAGAGGACAUGUUAGAAGUCGACUGUACUAUGUUGACCCCACACGAUGUGUUGAAGACAUCUGGUCACGUAGAUAAGUUCUCCGAUUGGAUGUGUAAAGAUAGAAAGACCGGAGAAAUCUUUAGAGCUGAUCAUAUCGUGGAAGAAGUCCUAGAGGCACGUUUGGUUGGUGACAAAGAGGCCAGAGGUUUAGUCAAAGAUGCUAAUGCUUCUGCUAAAGAAGAUGCCGAUAAGAAGAAAAGAAAGAAGAAGGUUAAGCAAAUUCAAGCCGUUAAAUUGGAAGAUGCAGUGAUCAAGGAAUAUGAAGAAGUCUUGGCUAAGAUUGAUGGUUAUUCCGGUAAAGAAUUGGGUGAAUUGAUGCAAAGAUUUAAUAUUGGUAACCCAGUCACUGGUGAUCCACUAGAGCCACCUGUUGCCUUCAACUUGAUGUUUGAAACUGCUAUCGGUCCAUCCGGGCAAUUGAAAGGUUACCUAAGACCUGAAACCGCUCAGGGUCAAUUCUUGAACUUCAACAAAUUAUUAGAAUUCAACAACGGUAAGACUCCAUUUGCCUCUGCAUCUAUUGGUAAAUCUUUUAGAAAUGAAAUUUCCCCAAGAUCCGGUCUUCUGAGAGUUCGUGAAUUCUUGAUGGCCGAAAUUGAACAUUUCUUGGAUCCUCUUGACAAAUCCCAUCCAAGAUUCCACGAAGUUAAAGACGUGAAGUUGUCAUUUUUGCCUCGUGAAGUGCAAGAAGCUGGUUCUACUGAGCCUAUUGUAAAGACUAUUGGUGAAGCUGUGGAGAGUAAGAUGGUCGAUAAUGAAACUUUGGGUUAUUUCAUUGCUAGAAUCUCCCAAUUCUUGCUAGCCAUUGGUGUUGACGCAACCAAGUUGAGAUUCCGUCAACAUUUAGCUAAUGAAAUGGCACACUAUGCUGCCGACUGUUGGGAUGGUGAAUUAUUGACUUCAUUUGGUUGGAUCGAAUGUGUUGGUUGUGCUGAUAGAUCUGCUUACGAUUUAACCGUGCAUUCUGAAAAGACCAAACAAAAACUAGUCGUUAGACAAAAAUUGGAAAAACCAGUGGAAGUCACUAGAUGGGAAAUUGAUUUGACAAAGAAACUGUUUGGACCAAAAUUCAGAAAGGAUACUCCUUUGGUAGAAGCCUAUUUGUUGAACUUGUCUCAAGAAGAAUUGGCUUCUAAGGCUGAAGAAUUGAAGAACACUGGUAAGAUUGUUUUCCAAGUGGAAGGUAUUGAUGGUAAAUUGGACCUUGACGACAAGUUUGUUCAAAUUGAGAAGAGAACUAAAAUAGAGCACGUUAGAGAAUUCGUUCCUAAUGUUAUUGAACCAUCCUUCGGUAUUGGUCGUAUCAUUUAUUCCGUUUUCGAACACUCUUUCUGGAGUAGACCUGAGGAUACCGCUAGAUCCGUCUUGUCCUUCGCACCAUUGGUGGCUCCUACAAAGGUUUUGUUGGUCCCACUAUCCAACCACAAGGAUUUGGCACCAGUUACAGCACAAGUCUCCAAGCAAUUGAGAACCGAAAAGAUUCCAUUCAGAGUUGAUGAUUCCGGUGUUUCCAUUGGUAAAAGAUAUGCUCGUAACGAUGAAUUAGGUACUCCAUUCGGUGUUACCAUCGAUUUCGAUUCCUGUAAAGAUGGUUCUGUCACUUUGAGAGAGAGAGACUCUACUAAGCAGGUGAGAGGUUCUACCAAGGAUGUCAUCGAGGCUAUCCGUAGUAUCACUUACGGUGGUGUUACUUGGGAAGAGGGUACUAAGAGUUUGACUCCAUUUACUUCUCAAUCUGAAAGUGCAUAA
Zygosaccharomyces rouxii is the source of this 1992-nucleotide messenger RNA. RefSeq names its product glycine--tRNA ligase (gene GRS1). The transcript has a single exon. Gene Ontology annotation, cellular component: mitochondrion; cytoplasm. Gene Ontology annotation, biological process: mitochondrial glycyl-tRNA aminoacylation. Bases 1 to 1992 code for a protein of 663 amino acids. Gene Ontology annotation, molecular function: ATP binding; glycine-tRNA ligase activity. The record is from RefSeq and is a predicted model, not a curated record. NCBI's taxonomy places the organism in Eukaryota, Fungi, Ascomycota, Saccharomycetes, Saccharomycetales, Saccharomycetaceae.